AAUUAAUAUUUCCAGGCCGCCACACAAAACUAGACUGCCGACAUCAAGUGUGAUUCGUCAUCCGUCUUGCCUGCAAUCGUAGAAAAACACCGAGCAGAGCUGUCGGAAACCAUGGCAUCCAAGAACAGAGACUGGGCUGACGAUGACGAGGGCGACGAGGUCGCGGCCGAGCUGCCGCCCCCGCAGACGAUCCAGAACAAGGACGGCACCAAGACGACAAUCACGUACCGCUACAACGAUAACGGUCAGAAAGUUAAGACGACGCGGCGGAUCCGACUAGUGACGCACCGCGAGGUGGUGAACCCACGCGUCGCCGAGCGCAAGACCUGGAAGAAGUUUGGCCUGUCCGAGAAGGACGGCGCCGGCCCGCAGAUGGACACGACGUCGGUCGGCGAGAACAUCAUCUUCCGGCUCAGCACGAACUGGCGCAAAGACAUCAAGGACGAGUCCAAGGACGCCAACGCGAACGCGAUGAAGGAAAAGCUCAAGGACAAGACCGUGAAGUGCCGUAUCUGCAACGGCGAGCACUUUACCGCCCGUUGUCCUUACAAGGAUACCAUGGCGCCCGUGGGCGCCGAGGGCAGCGGCGCUGACCUAGGGGCUGGGUUGGGAGACGAGGCCGCGUCUAACGCUGCCGGCGCUGCCGGUGCUGGGAAGAAAGGGAGCUACGUUCCGCCUGCGCUUCGCGGAGAUCGUGGCGCCUCUGGCGGUGAGAGGAUGGGCGGCAGCAAGUAUGGCGAGCGGGAUGACUUGGCUACGCUGCGUGUCACGAACGUCUCCGAGAUGGCGGAGGAAUCCGAACUGCGCGACAUGUUCGAGCGCUUCGGCCGCGUCACCCGUGUGUUCCUCGCCAAGGACCGCGAAACCGGCUUGGCAAAGGGCUUCGCGUUUAUCAGCUUCGCAGAUCGGGGCGACGCCGUCAAGGCUUGCAGCAAGAUGGACGGUUACGGGUUCAAGCACCUGAUCCUGCGCGUCGAGUUCGCCAAGAAGGCCGCUUAGAGGGGUUUCAAACGGUUAUCGGGAAUGCUUCGCGCCGGGGCAAAGGGGCGGGCAAAAACUUGUAGGUAAAGGAUUACAUCACGUUGAAAUAUAAUGAGACACGGGUUCUGUUCCAUGAUGCGACAUCGCAUACGCUUCGUGGCACAACAAGGAGUUUUGUUUCUUCUUUCUUUUUUAGGGGUCUCGCCUAGUUUUGUGAUAUCCUUAGAAACAUGCAGAUUAUUCGGUUCCCGGCAUCCGACCCCCAGUAUCGUCCAAUACACGAUACCUUCUCUCCCCUAGCUCGCCUAUUAUUUUGCCAGGCAACUUGUCUACCGAACGAUGCCGGAUCUGGGGCGAGAAAUGGUGCAAGGGACACAGGGACGAUAGCCUCAGGUUCUUUCCCUACGACGGGCAAGAUACGCCACACACGCACUCUCUCUCACUCUCUCUCUCACUCUCUCUCUCGCUGUUACAACUCUCCCGAGUGGCGCCCGAUUAUAAUUAUGCUGUCAAAGUCAU
This is a messenger RNA of Durotheca rogersii, 1500 nucleotides long. RefSeq names its product eukaryotic translation initiation factor 3 subunit-like protein. Gene Ontology annotation, cellular component: cytoplasm; eukaryotic translation initiation factor 3 complex. The record is from RefSeq and is a predicted model, not a curated record. Gene Ontology annotation, molecular function: RNA binding; translation initiation factor activity. The transcript has 3 exons. Bases 112 to 999 code for a protein of 295 amino acids. Lineage: Eukaryota; Fungi; Ascomycota; Sordariomycetes; Xylariales; Xylariaceae.